Leptopilina heterotoma is the source of this 1626-nucleotide messenger RNA. RefSeq names its product retinol dehydrogenase 13-like. Lineage: Eukaryota; Metazoa; Arthropoda; Insecta; Hymenoptera; Figitidae. The transcript has 6 exons. The coding region runs from base 572 to 1543 and encodes 323 amino acids. The record is from RefSeq and is a predicted model, not a curated record.
AUAAGUCAUAAGUCUGUUAAUCGACAGAAUUUGAUAGAAAUAACGAUUGGAAAUUGUAAAGGAACAUUUGGAGAAUGAAAUUAUGCAAAGACUUUUACAAAUAAAGCUAUAAAUAAUUAAUAAUUAACUGAAAUGUGCAAAGAUUUCAUUGAGAUUUUAUAGCAAUGUUAUUUUUCAUAUUUCCUUAUGAAAACGUUGUAAAUUAGGGGAAAAAAUAAUUUAUAUUGGUAAAAGAAUGUAAAAAUAUUAAUUAUGUCUAUUAAUAAGACUAAUAUAGACAAUAAUAGUUGUAAUUUAAUUGUAGACAUUUGGCAAGGGCGGUUAUAACGCGCGGUUAUGUCAGGUUAAGUUAGGUUAUAGGUACAGUUAUUUUUUAGCUCAGGUUAAGUUAGAUUAAAGAAACACAUGGAUAUACCGGAUUUUAUCUCGUAUUGUGUAUAAAAUAAAUAUUUCAUAAAUUAUGACAGAAGUUAAUUGAAAAUCAUGUAUUGUAAGGUUAAUCGAAUUAGAAAUAAAUUUUGUAAAUAAUUUCGCUGUUAAUUAAAAUAAUCUUUUGAAGUAAAAAGUGAAAAUGAAAAUUCCACGACCGUAUUAUGUUGGGAGUGUAGUUAUAACAGCUAUAGGCGCAGUUUAUCUUUUAAAAGAUCGAAUAAAUGAAUAUCGAUUCACCGGAGAGGAGAAAUUAACAAACAAGGUGGUAAUUGUUACUGGAGCAAAUUCGGGAAUUGGUAUGGAAACAACAAAAGCACUGGCUAAACGAGAGGCAAAAGUUAUUAUGGCCUGUCGAGAUAUGAAGAAAUGUGAAACUGUCAGACAGGAAAUUGCACUUGAAACAUUGAAUAAAUACAUUUAUUGCAGACAUUGUGAUUUAGCAUCACAAGAAAGUAUUCGAAAAUUUGUAAAACGUUUCAAAAAAGAAUUCAAAGAUUUACAUGUUUUGAUAAAUAAUGCUGCAGUGAUGAAUUGUCCAAAAGCAAAGACAAAAGAUGGAAUUGAAAUGCAAUUGGGUGUUAAUUAUAUUGGACAUUUUUUAUUAACAAAUUUAUUAAUUGAUAGACUAAUAGAAUCGGCACCAUCGAGAAUAAUUAAUGUCACAAGUGCAGCUUAUAGUCGGGGAAAAAUUAAAAUUGAUGAUUUUAAUAGUGAUAAAAAUUAUGAUCCCGAUGAGGCCUAUAGACAAAGUAAACUCGCCAAUGUUAUUUUUACCCUCGAAUUGGCUAAAAAAUUAAAAGGCACUGGAGUAACAGUGAAUGCAGUUUAUCCAGGAAGUAGUGACACUGAAAUUAAUCGACAUUUGAGUUAUCAUUCUAGUUAUAUAAGUUCAGUUUUCGUGAAACCAUUCACUUGGAUAUUCAUUCAGUCUGCUCGACAAGGAGCAACUCCAGUUUGGAUGGCGGCAGUCAGUGAAGAACUAAAAGACGUCACUGGCUGUUACUUUAGUAAGGGGAGAAAGACAGAUUUAUCGAAAGAAGCAGAGAAUGAAAAAAUAUCAAAAUGGCUUUGGUUAACGAGUGAAAAAUGGACGAAAUUAGAAACCAGUUAAUGUUUUUGUAAUUAACUUAUAAAAGUAUUUGUUAUUGUUAGUUGAAUAUUUUUGUUUAAAGUAAAGAUUACAUUUUUCAAAAA